Belonocnema kinseyi is the source of this 977-nucleotide messenger RNA. It is a transcript of the gene TpnCI, whose product is annotated as troponin C, isoallergen Bla g 6.0301. The record is from RefSeq and is a predicted model, not a curated record. Lineage: Eukaryota; Metazoa; Arthropoda; Insecta; Hymenoptera; Cynipidae. The transcript has 6 exons. The coding region runs from base 165 to 644 and encodes 159 amino acids. Gene Ontology annotation, molecular function: enzyme regulator activity; calcium ion binding.
CACCGUUCGUACCGGCAAGUCGCUGCAGUUACGGAUUAAGCUCGUACCUCGCACUACCAUUGGAUAUUUCAAAUAAAAAUUUAUCGCUUUCAGGACGUGAAGAAUUCGACAGUUUGUUUUUUCCUUGCUCAGUGUACCCUUCCUUUAAAAAGUAAACCGCCACGAUGGUAUGUUCUAUUGAUGAUAUUGCUGACGAGCUCCCGCCCGAGCAGAUUGCUGUCUUGCGCAAAGCUUUCGACAGCUUCGACAGAGAAAAGAGUGGCAGCAUUCCUACAGACAUGGUUGCGGACAUUCUUCGACUGAUGGGACAACCUUUCAACAAAAAGAUUCUUGACGAGCUUAUUGAAGAAGUCGACGCAGACAAAUCCGGACGUCUUGAAUUUGAAGAAUUCGUAACCCUCGCUGCCAAAUUCAUCGUAGAAGAAGAUGCCGAAGCCCUGGAAAAAGAACUUCGCGAAGCUUUCAGAUUAUACGACAAAGAGGGUAAUGGAUACAUCCCCACGACAUGCUUACGCGAAAUCCUGAGAGAACUUGAUGAUCAACUUACUGAUGAAGAACUGGACAUCAUGAUCGAGGAAAUUGAUUCUGAUGGCUCUGGAACAGUAGAUUUUGAUGAAUUCAUGGAGAUGAUGACUGGAGAAUAAAUGCUUGAAAGGUCAGACCGCGUGAAGACCAACUUGUGCACCAGCCACAUUACUUUGAAUUACUUGUCUGCAUGUUUUCAACGAUUCAGUGUAUUCGUCUGCAAGACAUGAAAUAUCGCCAACAGUCAGAGAGAAAGACAAACCACCUUAAAUAUUCUUCCAAUGCGAUAACGCGACAUCCUUUGGACGUAAAUCCGAUCAUCCCUUUGGCUCCACUUACUAAUAAAUAGAAUUUUUACUACAUAAGUCACGUUACACUCCGUUCUUACAAAGAGCCUAUUGAAUUUUUCAUGGUCAGUAUUCAUUAUUGUUAAUAAAAUUCGCCAAAAAAGA